GAACCGGGUGCGGCGGCGGCCGGGCCGGGCGAGGUCCGGUGCGGUGCCGGCAGCUCCGCGGCGGCCGCGCUCCGAGCGCCUGGCGCCCGCGCCCUCCCUGCCGGGUCCGCCGGGCCGGGGAUGCGCGCGGGGCCCGGGAGCCAUGGUCCGCUUCGGGGACGAGCUGGGCGGCCGCUAUGGGGGCGCCGGGAGCGGGGAGCGGGCCCGGGGCGGCGGGGCCGGCGGGGCGGGCGGCCCGGGCCCCGGGGGUCUGCAGCCCGGACAGCGGGUCCUCUACAAGCAGUCGAUCGCGCAGCGCGCGCGGACCAUGGCGCUGUACAACCCCAUCCCGGUCAAGCAGAACUGCUUCACCGUCAACCGCUCGCUCUUCGUCUUCAGCGAGGACAACGUCGUCCGCAAAUACGCCAAGCGCAUCACGGAGUGGCCUCCGUUCGAGUACAUGAUCCUCGCCACCAUCAUCGCCAACUGCAUCGUGCUGGCGCUGGAGCAGCACCUCCCUGACGGGGACAAGACGCCCAUGUCCGAGCGGCUGGACGACACGGAGCCCUACUUCAUCGGCAUCUUCUGCUUCGAGGCCGGGAUCAAGAUCAUUGCCCUGGGCUUUGUCUUCCACAAGGGCUCCUACCUGCGGAACGGCUGGAACGUCAUGGACUUCGUGGUGGUCCUCACCGGGAUCCUUGCCACGGCCGGCACUGAUUUCGACCUGCGAACUCUGAGGGCUGUGCGGGUGCUGAGGCCCCUGAAGCUGGUGUCUGGGAUUCCAAGUUUGCAGGUGGUGCUCAAGUCCAUCAUGAAGGCCAUGGUUCCGCUGCUGCAGAUUGGGCUGCUCCUCUUCUUCGCCAUCCUCAUGUUCGCCAUCAUUGGCCUCGAGUUCUACAUGGGCAAAUUCCACAAGGCCUGUUUCCCCAACAGCUCAGAUGCAGAUCCCGUGGGUGACUUCCCCUGUGGCAAGGAGGCCCCGGCCCGGCUGUGCGAAGGCGACACCGAAUGCCGGGAGUAUUGGCCAGGACCCAACUUUGGCAUCACCAAUUUUGACAACAUCCUGUUUGCCAUCUUGACGGUGUUCCAGUGCAUAACCAUGGAGGGCUGGACCGACAUCCUCUACAACACGAACGACGCGGCCGGCAACACCUGGAACUGGCUCUACUUCAUACCCCUCAUCAUCAUCGGCUCCUUCUUCAUGCUCAACCUGGUGCUGGGCGUGCUCUCGGGAGAGUUUGCCAAGGAACGAGAGAGGGUGGAGAACCGCCGCGCUUUCCUGAAGCUCCGUCGGCAGCAGCAGAUCGAGCGGGAGCUCAACGGGUACCUGGAGUGGAUCUUCAAGGCCGAGGAAGUCAUGCUGGCAGAGGAGGACAAGAAUGCGGAGGAGAAGUCCCCUUUGGAUGUGCUGAAGAGAGCAGCCACCAAGAAGAGCAGGAACGACCUGAUCCACGCGGAGGAGGGGGAGGACCGGUUUGCAGACCUCUGCGCUGUCGGGUCCCCCUUCGCCCGGGCCAGCCUCAAGAGCGGGAAGACGGAGAGCUCGUCGUACUUCCGGAGGAAGGAGAAGAUGUUCCGGUUCUUCAUCCGGCGCAUGGUGAAGGCUCAGAGCUUCUACUGGGUGGUGCUGUGCGUGGUGGCCCUGAACACGCUGUGCGUGGCCAUGGUGCACUACAACCAGCCGCAGCGGCUGACCACGGCGCUGUACUUUGCAGAGUUUGUCUUCCUGGGUCUCUUCCUCACAGAGAUGUCCCUGAAGAUGUACGGUCUGGGACCCAGAAGCUACUUCCGGUCCUCCUUCAACUGCUUUGACUUUGGGGUCAUUGUGGGAAGCAUCUUCGAAGUGGUCUGGGCGGCCAUCAAGCCGGGAGCCUCCUUUGGGAUCAGCGUGCUGCGGGCGCUCCGCCUGCUGAGGAUCUUCAAAGUCACCAAGUACUGGAACUCUCUGAGGAACCUGGUGGUGUCUCUGCUCAACUCCAUGAAGUCCAUCAUCAGCCUCCUCUUCUUGCUCUUCCUGUUCAUCGUGGUCUUCGCCCUGCUGGGGAUGCAGCUGUUCGGGGGGCAGUUCAACUUUCAAGACGAGACUCCGACGACCAACUUCGACACAUUCCCGGCCGCCAUCCUCACUGUCUUCCAGAUCCUGACGGGAGAGGACUGGAACGCAGUCAUGUACCACGGCAUCGAGUCUCAGGGCGGAGUCAGCAAAGGCAUGUUCUCCUCCUUUUACUUCAUCGUCCUGACGCUGUUUGGAAACUACACGCUGCUCAAUGUCUUCCUGGCCAUCGCUGUGGACAACCUUGCCAAUGCCCAGGAGCUGACCAAGGAUGAAGAGGAGAUGGAAGAAGCGGCCAAUCAGAAGCUUGCCCUGCAAAAGGCCAAAGAAGUGGCCGAAGUCAGCCCCAUGUCUGCUGCGAACAUCUCCAUCGCUGCCAGGCAGCAGAACUCGGCCAAGGCGCGCUCGGUGUGGGAGCAGCGGGCCAGCCAGCUGCGGCUGCAGAACCUGCGGGCCAGCUGCGAGGCGCUGUACAGCGAGAUGGACCCCGAGGAGCGGCUGCGCUACGCCACCACGCGCCACCUGCGGCCCGACAUGAAGACGCACCUGGACCGGCCGCUGGUGGUGGAGCCGGGCCGGGAGGGCCCGCGGGGUCCCCCGGGCAAAGCCCGGCCCGAGGGCGCAGAGGCCACCGAGGGCGCGGACCCACCGCGCAGGCACCACCGGCACCGCGACAAGGACAAGGCCCCGGCCGCGGCCCCUGCGGCAGGGGACCAGGACAGAGCGGAUGCCCCGAGGGCGGAGAGCGGGGAGCCUGGCGGCCGGGAGGAGCGGGCGCGGCCGCACCGCAGCCACAGCAAGGAGGCCGCGGGCCCGCAGGAGGCGCGGGCGGAGCGCACCCGAGGUCCGGGCCCCGAGGGCGGCCGGCGCCACCACCGGCGCGGCUCCCCGGAGGAGGCGGGCGAGCGGGAGCCCCGGCGCCACCGCGCGCACCGGCACGCGUCCGACCAGGGCAAGGACGGCGCUGCGUCCGGGGCCAAGAGCGAGCGGCGUGCGCGGCACCGCGGCGGCCCCAGGGCCGGCCCCAGGGAGCCGGAGAGCGGGGAGGAGCCGGCCCGGCGGCACCGCACCCGGCACAAGACACUGCCCGCGCACGAGGUUGCGGAGAAGGAGGCUGCCGAGAAGGAGGCCGAAGCCGCCGAAGCGGACAAGGAGAAGGAGCUCCGGAACCACCAGCCCAAGGAGCUGCACUGUGACCUGGAGGCUGGUGGGACGAUGGGUGUGGGCCCUGUGCACACACUGCCCAGCACCUGUCUCCAGAAGGUGGAGGAACAACCAGAGGACGCAGACAAUCAGCGGAACGUCACUCGAAUGGGCAGUCAACCGUCAGACCCAAGCACUGCUGUGCACAUCCCAGUGACGCUGACAGGCCCCCCUGGGGAGACCACAGUGGUACCCAGUGGUGCCGUGGACCUGGAGGGCCAAGCAGAGGGGAAGAAGGAGGUGGAAGCUGAUGCCGUCGUGAGGAACGGGCCCCGGCCCAUCGUGCCGUACAGCUCCAUGUUCUGUCUGAGCCCCACCAACCUGCUGCGCCGCUUCUGCCACUACAUCGUGACCAUGCGGUACUUCGAGAUGGUCAUUCUCGUGGUCAUCGCCCUGAGCAGCAUUGCCCUGGCCGCCGAGGACCCUGUGCGGACAGACUCCCCCCGGAACAACGCCCUGAAGUACAUGGAUUACAUCUUCACAGGCGUCUUCACCUUCGAGAUGGUGAUAAAGAUGAUUGACUUGGGACUGCUGCUUCACCCUGGAGCCUACUUCCGGGACCUGUGGAACAUUCUGGACUUCAUUGUGGUCAGUGGGGCCCUGGUGGCGUUUGCCUUCUCAGGAUCCAAAGGGAAAGACAUCAACACCAUCAAGUCCCUGAGAGUCCUACGUGUCCUGCGGCCCCUCAAGACCAUCAAACGGCUGCCCAAACUCAAGGCUGUGUUUGACUGCGUGGUGAACUCGCUGAAGAACGUCCUCAACAUCCUGAUUGUCUACAUGCUGUUCAUGUUCAUAUUCGCCGUCAUUGCCGUGCAGCUCUUCAAAGGGAAGUUUUUCUACUGCACUGAUGAAUCCAAGGAGCUGGAGAGGGACUGCAGGGGCCAGUACCUGGAUUACGAGAAGGAUGAAGUGGAAGCCCAGCCGCGGCAGUGGAAGAAAUACGACUUCCACUACGACAACGUGCUCUGGGCUCUGCUGACGCUGUUCACAGUGUCCACGGGCGAAGGGUGGCCCAUGGUGCUGAAGCACUCCGUGGAUGCCACCUACGAGGAGCAGGGCCCGAGCCCUGGGUACCGCAUGGAGCUGUCCAUCUUCUACGUGGUCUACUUCGUGGUCUUCCCUUUCUUCUUUGUCAACAUCUUCGUGGCCUUGAUCAUCAUCACAUUCCAGGAGCAAGGGGACAAGGUGAUGUCCGAGUGCAGCCUGGAGAAGAACGAGAGGGCUUGCAUUGACUUUGCCAUCAGCGCCAAACCCCUGACGCGGUACAUGCCCCAAAACCAGCAGUCGUUCCAGUAUAAGACGUGGACUUUUGUGGUCUCCCCGCCCUUCGAGUACUUCAUCAUGGCCAUGAUAGCCCUGAACACGGCGGUGUUGAUGAUGAAGUUCUAUGACGCCCCCUACGAGUACGAGCUGAUGCUGAAGUGCCUCAACAUCGUGUUCACGUCCAUGUUCUCCAUGGAGUGCGUGCUGAAGAUCAUCGCCUUUGGGGUGCUGAACUAUUUCAGAGAUGCCUGGAAUGUCUUUGACUUUGUCACUGUGUUGGGAAGUAUUACUGAUAUUUUAGUAACAGAGAUUGCGGAAACGAACAACUUCAUCAACCUCAGCUUUCUCCGCCUCUUCCGCGCGGCGCGGCUCAUCAAGCUGCUCCGCCAGGGCUACACCAUCCGCAUCCUGCUGUGGACCUUUGUCCAGUCCUUCAAGGCCUUGCCCUACGUGUGUCUGCUCAUCGCCAUGCUCUUCUUCAUCUAUGCCAUCAUCGGGAUGCAGGUAUUUGGAAACAUUGCCCUGGAUGACGAUACUAGCAUCAACCGGCACAACAACUUCCAGACCUUUCUGCAAGCCUUGAUGCUGCUGUUCAGGAGUGCCACAGGGGAAGCCUGGCACGAGAUCAUGCUGGAUUGUCUCAGCAACCGGGCCUGUGACGAGCGGGCCAGCGCCAGUGAGUGCGGGAGCGACUUCGCCUACUUCUACUUCGUCUCCUUCAUCUUCCUGUGCUCCUUCCUGAUGUUGAACCUCUUUGUGGCUGUGAUCAUGGACAAUUUUGAGUACCUUACGCGGGACUCUUCCAUCCUAGGGCCUCACCACCUAGACGAGUUCAUCCGGGUCUGGGCCGAGUACGACCCGGCUGCGUGUGGGCGCAUCAGUUACAAUGACAUGUUUGAGAUGCUGAAACACAUGUCCCCACCUCUGGGGCUGGGGAAGAAAUGCCCUGCUCGAGUUGCCUACAAGCGUCUGGUUCGCAUGAACAUGCCCAUCUCCAACGAGGACAUGACAGUGCACUUCACGUCUACGCUGAUGGCCCUCAUCCGCACUGCACUGGAGAUCAAGCUGGCCCCAGCGGGGACGAAGCAGCAUCAGUGUGACGCAGAGCUGAGGAAGGAGAUCUCUUCGGUGUGGGCCAACCUGCCCCAGAAGACGCUGGAUUUACUGGUACCGCCCCAUAAGCCCGACGAGAUGACAGUGGGCAAAGUCUACGCAGCUCUGAUGAUAUUCGACUUCUACAAGCAGAACAAAACCACCAGAGACCAAAUCCACCAAGCCCCCGGGGGCCUGUCCCAGAUGGGCCCUGUGUCCUUGUUCCACCCUCUGAAGGCCACCCUGGAGCAGACGCAGCCAGCUGUGCUCCGAGGAGCCCGGGUUUUCCUUCGGCAGAAGAGUUCCACCUCCCUCAGCAACGGCGGAGCUGUACACACCCACGAGAGUGGCCUCAAGGAGUCCGUGUCCUGGGGCACUCAGAGGACCCAGGACACGCUCUGUGAGACCAGGGCGCCCCUGGAGCGUGGCCACUCAGCAGAGAUCCCUGUGGCGCAGCCAGGAGCCCUGGCGGUGGGUGUCCAGAUGCAGAGCAUGGCCCUGAGGGGCCCCGACGGGGACCCCCAACCUGGGCUGGAGAGCCAGGGGCGCGCUGCCUCGAUGCCUCGCUUGGCGGCGGAGACUCAGCCCAUGCCGGACGCCAGCCCCAUGAAGCGCUCCAUCUCCACGCUGGCCCAGCGCCCCCACGGGGCCCAUCUCUGCAGCACCGCCCUGGACCGCCCGCCGCCCAGCCAGGCCCCGCACCACCACCACCACCGCUGCCACCGGCGCAGGGACAAGAAGCAGAGGCCCUUGGAGAAAGGGCCCAGCCUGUCUGCCGACGGGGAUGGCGCGCCCAGCAGUGCUGCAGGGCCGGGGCUGCCCCUGGGAGAGGGGCCUGCAGGCUGCCGGCGGGAGCGGGAGCGCAGGCAGGAGCGGGGCCGGUCCCAGGAGCGGAGGCAGCCAUCGUCCUCCUCCUCGGAGAAGCAGCGCUUCUACUCCUGUGACCGCUUUGGGGGCCGCGAGCCACCAAAACCCAAGCCCUCCCUCAGCAGCCAUCCCACGUCACCGACAGCUGGCCAGGAGCCGGGGUCCCACCCCCAGGGCAGUGGCUCGGUUAACGGGAGCCCCUUGCUGUCAGCAUCUGGUGCUAGCACCCCAGGCCGUGGUGGGCGGAGGCAGCUCCCCCAGACGCCCCCGACUCCCCGCCCCAGCAUCACCUACAAGACGGCCAACUCUUCCCCCGUCCACUUUGCCGGGGCUCAGACCAGCCUCCCGGCCUUCUCCCCUGGCCGGCUCAGCCGCGGCCUUUCUGAACACAACGCCCUGCUGCAGAGAGACCCCCUCAGCCAGCCCCUGGCCCCUGGCUCCCGCAUCGGCUCCGACCCUUACCUGGGGCAGCGUCUGGACAGCGAGGCCUCGGCCCACACCCUGCCUGAGGACACGCUCACCUUCGAGGAAGCAGUGGCCACCAACUCAGGCCGCUCUUCCAGGACUUCCUAUGUGUCCUCGCUGACCUCCCAGUCACACCCCCUCCGCCGUGUGCCCAAUGGCUACCACUGCACUCUGGGACUCGGCUCGGGCAGCAGGGCGCGGCACAGCUACCACCACCCCGACCAAGACCACUGGUGCUAGCUGCACCGGGACCGCCCUGUGCCUGCACGCAGCAGGUGUGUCCCGUGGGUGAGUUUUAUCACCCACGCUGGGCUCCCAGGGAUGCUCAGGAGCGGCGAAGGGAGACAGCCCCAGGGAGGAGGGUUCUCGCCCUCGGCGGGGCUUCUCUGCUCCAUCCCUCCUCUUCUGCACUGGAUGGAUUAAUAAAGCCCUUUCUGGAGGGAUGUGGCUCUCUCUCCCCGUCGUGUGCUGCCUUCCUGGGUCUCACACGCACAUCAGAUCCUGCACAGGAAGCUGCUGAGUGUGUCUGAGACCGCCCAGCAAGUCCAGACCCUGCGCCAGGGACUCCGGCAUCCAGAGUGGGUUCCUG
Molecule: messenger RNA, 7511 nt
Organism: Lemur catta (Ring-tailed lemur)
Lineage: Eukaryota; Metazoa; Chordata; Mammalia; Primates; Lemuridae
Gene: CACNA1B
Product: calcium voltage-gated channel subunit alpha1 B
Exons: 47
Coding region: 143-7162 (2339 amino acids)
Biological process (GO): calcium ion import across plasma membrane; chemical synaptic transmission
Cellular component (GO): membrane; voltage-gated calcium channel complex; neuronal cell body
Molecular function (GO): high voltage-gated calcium channel activity; calcium ion binding
Source: RefSeq, a predicted model, not a curated record